Molecule: messenger RNA, 438 nt
Organism: Cladophialophora immunda
Lineage: Eukaryota; Fungi; Ascomycota; Eurotiomycetes; Chaetothyriales; Herpotrichiellaceae
Exons: 3
Coding region: 1-429 (142 amino acids)
Molecular function (GO): carbon-sulfur lyase activity
Source: RefSeq, a predicted model, not a curated record
AUGCCGACCGGGGGCUGCUUCUGUGGGAAUAUCAAGAUCGAGUACUCUGGCGAGCCGGCCAUGACUGCGCUCUGCCACUGUGCCGACUGUCGCAAGAUCUCUGGUGGAAACUACUCGAACAACUUUGUCGUGCCGAGCUCCAAUUUCAAAGUCACUCAAGGCACACCCAAGGAAAUCAGCAAGACGGCCGACAGUGGAAAGUCCAUCACCAGCUGCUUCUGCCCCGACUGUGGCACCACGCUGUUCCGAUAUGGCGACACCUUCGGCGGCAUCGAUGGCAUGAGGAUCAUCAAAGCGGGUGUCUUGGACGAUGUAAACCUGCUCCACAACACCAAACCUGGCGCCGAAUUGUUUGCGCCUGAGCGCAUCAAGUGGAUUCCAGCUUUGGAUGGCGCGGGUCAAGUUGACGCAAUGCCACCACCAUCUUGAAAGAACGCG